This is a messenger RNA of Volvox carteri f. nagariensis, 1932 nucleotides long. RefSeq lists its product as uncharacterized. The transcript is spliced from 8 exons. The record is from RefSeq and is a predicted model, not a curated record. Lineage: Eukaryota; Viridiplantae; Chlorophyta; Chlorophyceae; Chlamydomonadales; Volvocaceae. The coding region runs from base 1 to 1932 and encodes 643 amino acids.
AUGACAGCGGGUGGUGAGCAUGCAGGACUCCACAAGCGCUGGCUAGAACGCAAACUGGAGGUGGAGGUCGGCAAGGUGCAAGCCAAGCUCCUCUCAAAGGGCCUUACGGUUCCAGUUCCGGAUCCCGAGUUGCUCGAGACCGAAGCCCGCCUCGCCCAGGCCCACCUGCCCAAGCUCUUUAUAGACCUGUACGGCCGAAACCCAAAUGGCACACUCAAACUUUCCCCGGACGCCAACAAACGCUCCGGCCCGGCGCAGCCCGCGACUCUCGUCCAAAAGCUGGACCGCUUGCUCAAUCCGGCGGUGCUAAGUCCGCUACCACUCGACGUCGCCGUCGCACAUGGGCUUCCGCUUUCCUGCUGCGACGCUGGGGACAGUGGGGCAGCGGGCAGCGGGGCUGCGGGGACCGGGCGGGGGGGUGGCGCCAUCAGCCCUGUUGCUGGCAUACGAGCCGGUACUGCCCAAGCAGCCGGCCCUAGCGGCCACCACCACCACCACACCGCCAAGCAGAGCAGUCACAGCAAUUCCCCACCCUGGGGUGGUGGCGUAGGGUGGGGCGGGGUGGGGCCGAUGGAGGCGCUGGGGGGCCCUAGGGUCAGUCGAAGUCCGCCCCAGGGUCAGGGUCAGCCCCAGCCGGCGGCGGGGGGGAGCUGCCGACCCGACCUGCAAGCGGCAGACCUGCGCAUCGACGACGCCGUGUCCGAGGUGCACCGGGUGGCGCUGCAGGCCAGUGAGAUGUGCCCUCGGGAGCGGGUGCUGUACCUGGCGCGGCAGGCCAACCCAAACUUCUCUUUGCCGCAUCCGCGCACCACCACCACCACCACCACCACCAUGCAGCAGCAGCAGCAGCUGACGACGAACGGCCUCGGCGGGCCAAAGAGCCGACGGGACCUCUACAAGAAGAGCUUCGUCAAGCGAGGGGCCACCAACUUCACACCCGAUCCAACGGCGGAUGGCGGCGGUGGCGGCGGCGGCGGUAACAGAGGCCACAAGCUGCAGGGUGGGGCAGUAUCCACACGCCGCGGCGGCGGAGGGAUGGCGGCGGCGCAGGACAGCCGCCACAGCCCCGAGGUCGCCGCCACGACACCCCUGGGGUCCGCGUCGCCUGGCGGCGGCUGCAGCGGCGGCGCGACUGGGGACGGAUCGCUGCCGCCGCUAGGGGCACGCUCUCGGCCCGGCACCUGCCCAAGCACCGCCCACGAAUGCAGCCCGGCGGCGGAGUACGACGCGGCGGCGUCCGCUGCCGCUGCAGCUGAGCUCGCAGAGGUUGUACGGAUGGAGGCCACCGAGGCUGCGGAAGCGCUUCCGCGCCUGACCCCCGCCACCCUGAGUCCGAUGACCGGCAGCAGCAGCGGCGAGAUGACGGCGGCGGCGGCGGGAGGCGGCGAGGAGCUGUACGGCCCAUCACCGCCGCCACCGCUGCCGAAACUCCCGCCCGUGCACUCGUUCGGCAGUUCGAGCACCGGGCUGAAGACCAACUCGUUGAUCGGCUUGUGGGGUGCGGCCGCAGCCGUUCACGCAGCGGCGGAAAUGGACGCCGCAAGAGCCGCAGCGGAGGCGCAGGAGCUGGCGGAGGCGGAAGCCGCGGAGGCGGAAGCAGAAGCGGCGGAAGCUGCAGCAGCUGCGGCGGAAGCCGCCCUGGAGGCUGAGGUGGCGGCGGAGGCGCAUGCUGCGGCCGGGUUGUUAUCACAGGUGGUGGCUACUGCGGGGUCGGACAGCGGCAGCAGAGGCGGCGACCGAGGCGGCUUGAGCGGGGCUGAGCACCAAGAUCUUUGUCUUCCCUUCUUGAGGGUGCAGUGUGGACACAUGCGUCGUCACGGGGCGGGGCGGGGCGCCUGCUGUGUACGGCCCCCCGACAGCGCUGCACCUCUGGUAGGCCGUCAGGUGGAAGACAACACCAACCUCAAGGCUGUACAGGGGUACUUCGCAUGA